Molecule: messenger RNA, 1218 nt
Organism: Anopheles merus
Lineage: Eukaryota; Metazoa; Arthropoda; Insecta; Diptera; Culicidae
Exons: 2
Coding region: 79-1032 (317 amino acids)
Source: RefSeq, a predicted model, not a curated record
CUGCCGGUACGAUGCACACGCUGCGUGCAGAACAAGCGUGUCCCGUCCCGUUUCCCUUGUUGUAAAAUACGUUAAACGAUGAAAAGAUAUCUGUUAGAUUUAAGUGCACUGUACUCUGAUCAUCGCCAGAAAGCGUACAUCGGCUACCGGGCGGCGUGGACCACGGUGGGAUGUUUGAUACGGACCGUACAGCACACGUUCGGCAUCGCUUCGGAUCUGUACGUGUGCAGUGAGGAUGGAAUUUUCUAUCCCGAGUGUGAAAAUGUAGGCCUUAUACACGACGGAGAAACAUUAAGGAUACUUCCUAAAGCACAGGAGGAAAGUAGGAAACGAUCCAACACAGUUUCAGACGACGAACCUCGCAAGCGUACCGCCGCAAACGCUCAGCAAGAAAGCAGCACAUACGAAGACAUCGAAUCCACGCUGCUCGGUCUCCCAAAACCAAAGCGUCGUCGUAUACGGAAGCGUAAAAGUAAGGCUGUUGUGGAGGAGCAGCAACCCUCCCAGCCAGUGCCAAGCGCACCCAUAAAACAACCAACAGUUGACGAAACACAAAACGGACACGUUCGCUUCCCCGACGAGGAGUCGCAAACGAGCGAGGAGAAGGCAUCAUCGGACGAUCCAGAACUGCCCUAUAGAAACUUAAAUCGCACCAUGAAGGCAAGAGUCGUGCGGGCCGUGUCCCCAUCCUCGCUCACAAUACAGCCACCAAGCGAUAUUCCCUCUGAACAUGCAAAUAAUGGCAGUGCUGAAGACACUCACACUACUGAGCCAUCCGUACGCACCUCAAGCCCCUCCCUAAAGCCCAGAAUCGUUCGAGCACUUCGACCGGAAAGCGCAACGGUGCAGGUAAAGCGGGAACUACUUGAAGCUUCCCACGUGAAGGCGGCGACGGCGGCGCUGCAACAAUCAUGUCCACCGCAAACAGUGCAGCAACAAAACACGGCGAUAAUCGAGCUUGACUCUCAACCAACACCUGUUCCCGGUGAAGAGGCCACUCGUGAUGCCGGCGCAACAAUACUGGCAGUAUGAGGAAGCAUUGCUCACAAACGCACGUGAAGUGUGUUGCGUGUGUUUAACAUGUUGCCAUCUGUUGGCGGAUGGGAGGGACGCGUUCAAUCGGAAAGAGGAAUAAAAAUGCAUUUCCCAUGUUUCCUACACUAUGCCACCAUGCGGCUUAUUGGAAAAUAAAUAGGCCGAGAAGGUCGAGAGAUUAAA